GUGGAUUAGUGAAGGUGUAUUGCUUAAGAUUUUAUUCCUUGUUUUUAUUCAAUUAAAUCCCUAUAAAUACACUAGGCUUUUUAAACGAAGCUGCGGCAGUUUCCUAAAGUUCUUUGUUAAAAGUAAUAAUCCAAUCGGAAAAGUAGUAAAGAUGACUAGCCAUCGUGAACCAACUGUAGUGGGAGUCCCCAAUUUCAAUGCAAUGGAAGAUGCGGCAGCCCUGCGCGCUGCUAUGAAGGGCUUUGGUACUGAUGAGCAAGCUAUAAUUGACAUCCUCACUUCACGCUCCAAUGCUCAGCGUCAGGCAAUCUCGCAGGCCUUCACUCAUGAAUAUGGCAGGGAUUUAAUAGAUGACCUGAAGUCAGAGCUGGGUGGUCACUUUGAGGACGUGAUCGUGGCUCUGAUGCUGCCCCCCGAGGAGUACCUUUGCAAGGAGCUCAACAAGUGCAUGGAUGGGCUCGGCACAGAUGAGAGUGUGCUCAUUGAGAUACUCUGUACGCGCACCAAAAAGGAGAUUGCUGACAUAGUGCAGGCAUACGAGAGAUUGUAUAACCGGCCGCUGGCGGAGCACAUGUGCUCGGAGACGUCCGGUGACUUCCGCCGUCUUCUCACACUCAUCGUCACUCGAGCCCCUCAGGGAGCGCGAGAUGAGGAGGCGGGUGUGGAUGCUGCGCGUGCGGCGGAGAGCGCGCAGCAGCUGUACGAUGCGGGCGAGGCUAAAUGGGGCACUGAUGAGGAAGUCUUCAACAAGAUCUUGGCGCACGAGAGUUUUGCGCAGCUGAAGCUGAUCUUCGAGGAGUACAAGAACAUCGCGGGCCGCACCAUAGAGCAAGCUAUCAAGGCUGAAGUUGAUGGUGAACUAAAAGACGCCUACUCUGCAAUAGUGGAAUGUGUGGAGAACGCUGCGGCAUGGUUUGCGAUGAGGCUGCGUGCGGCGACUCAGGGCGCGGGAACUGAUGAUGGCUGCUUGGUGCGAGUUAUCUGCAGCCGCGCUGAGAUAGAUCUCAACGAUAUAAAGAAGGAGUACGAACGUCUUUAUGAUAAGACGCUGCAGAGCGAUAUAGAGCAGGGCGAGACCUCGGGAGACUACAAGCGCGCUCUCGUGGCUUUGCUCGGACCGGCGUAGACUGAACGCUGUGAAAUCCUCGUGCGAAGCUCCUAGAUUUAAUUCUACAUAGACGAGUCUAAUUUUUUAUAGAUUUUGUUUAUAUUUUGAGCAGCUCGUGUACACUUAGCUUCGUUUAGAUUUACAAAUACCCACCAUUUCGUCCUUGUAACAGACUAUAAAAUAUGAAGAUAUUUAUUGUGUAGAUUAAACAUUUUUUAAAUGU
Papilio machaon (common yellow swallowtail) is the source of this 1331-nucleotide messenger RNA. RefSeq names its product annexin B10 (gene AnxB10). The record is from RefSeq and is a predicted model, not a curated record. Lineage: Eukaryota; Metazoa; Arthropoda; Insecta; Lepidoptera; Papilionidae. Gene Ontology annotation, cellular component: cytoplasm. Bases 152 to 1126 code for a protein of 324 amino acids. Gene Ontology annotation, molecular function: calcium-dependent phospholipid binding; calcium ion binding. The transcript is spliced from 8 exons.